This is a messenger RNA of Orycteropus afer afer, 2601 nucleotides long. Lineage: Eukaryota; Metazoa; Chordata; Mammalia; Tubulidentata; Orycteropodidae. The record is from RefSeq and is a predicted model, not a curated record.
AUGCCCAUCCUGCUGUUCCUCAUAGACACGUCCGCCUCUAUGAACCAGCGCACUGACCUGGGCACCUCCUAUCUGGACGUUGCCAAAGGCGCUGUGGAGUUAUUUCUGAAGCUGCGCGCCCGCGACCCGGCCAGUCGCGGAGACAGGUACAUGCUGGUCACCUACGAUGAGCCCCCGUACUGCAUCAAGGCUGGUUGGAAGGAAAAUCACGCAACGUUCAUGAGUGAACUAAAACAUCUUCAGGCUUCUGGACUGACUACUCUUGGUCAGGCUCUGAGAUCCUCAUUUGAUUUGUUAAAUCUCAAUAGAUUAAUAUCUGGAAUAGACAAUUAUGGACAGGGUAGAAAUCCAUUUUUUCUAGAACCAUCUAUUUUAAUAACCAUCACAGAUGGAAACAAGUUGACAAGUACAGCUGGUGUUCAAGAAGAGCUUUAUCUUCCUUUGAAUUCUCCUCUGCCUGGAAGUGAACUAACCAAAGAACCUUUCCGUUGGGAUCAAAGGUUAUUUGCCCUGGUGUUGCGUUUGCCUGGAGUGGCUACAACUGAACCAGAGCUACUAGGGAGUGUACCAACUGACGUGUCUGCCAUCACACAGAUGUGCGAAGUCACAGGAGGUCGCUCCUAUUGUGUCAGAACACAAAGAAUGCUGAAUCAGUGUUUAGAAUCGCUAGUUCAAAAGGUUCAGAGUGGUGUCGUUAUUAACUUUGAAAAAACGGGACCAGAUCCACUUCCUGUUGGUGAAGAUGGACUUACGGAUUCAUCUAGGCCAAGCAAUCCAUUUGCUGCUCAACCCUGGCAUAGUUGUCAUAAGCUCAUUUAUGUACGACCAAACUCUAAAACUGGUGUUCCUGUUGGACAUUGGCCAAUUCCAGAAUCUUUCUGGCCAGAUCAGAAUUUACCUUCACUACCUCCACGAACAUCUCAUCCUGUUGUGAGGUUCUCCUGUGUAGAUUGUGAGCCAAUGGUAAUAGACAAACUUCCCUUUGACAAAUAUGAACUUGAACCUUCACCUUUAACUCAGUACAUCUUGGAACGCAAAUCUCCCCAUACCUGCUGGCAGGUAUUUGUUAGUAACAGCGGGAAGUACAAUGAACUUGGAUAUCCAUUUGGUUAUUUAAAAGCCAGUACGACUUUAACUUGUGUAAACCUCUUUGUGAUGCCUUACAACUACCCAGUUUUACUCCCUCUUUUAGAUGACUUGUUUAAAGUUCACAAGCUUAAGCCAAAUCUGAAGUGGCGACAGGCUUUCGACAGCUACUUAAAAACUCUGCCUCCAUACUUCUUAUUAACCAAACUCGAGUCGGAACGAAUACUAGCAUCAGUAGGGAAGAAACCUCCCCAGGAAAUUGGAAUCAAAGUGAAAAAUCAUUCUGGGGGUGGAGUGUCUUUGACUCACAGUCAAAAUUUUAGAAAGCUAUUGAAUGAAAUCACAGGGGAAACUGCACUAAGACUGGCCGAAUUGAGUACCAAAGAAUUUGCUGGCUUCCAAAUAGGGCUCUUAAACAAGGAUUUGAAACCUCAGACAUAUAGAAAUGCUUAUGAUAUCCCACGUAGUGGUCUUUUAGACCAGUUAACCAGAAUGAGAUCUAAUCUGCUGAAAACACACAAGUUUAUUGUUGGCCAAGAUGAAGAUUCACUUCAUAGUGUUCCGGUUGCACAAAUGGGAAACUACCAGGAAUAUCUGAAGACAUUGCCUUCUCCACUUAGAGAGAUUGAUCCAGACCAACCAAAACGACUUCAUACUUUUGGCAAUCCAUUUAAACAAGAUAAGAAGGGAAUGAUGAUUGACGAAGCAGAUGAAUUUGUGGCAGGGCCUCAAAACAAAGUGAAACGUCCUGGAGAACCCAACAGUCCUAUGUCAUCUAAGAGAAGGCGGAGUAUGUCCCUGCUGUUGAGGAAACCACAAACACCACCUACUGUAACUAACCAUGUGGGCGGAAAGGAAUCACCCUCAGCCUCGUGGUUCCCAUCUUACCCAAACCUCAUAAAACCCACACUAGUACACACAGAGGCUACUGUCAUUCACGAUUUCCAUGAAGAGGAGAUGGAAAAUGGUCAAACGGCUCCUGAUGGCUUCUUGUCAAAAUCUCUUCCUCCAAAGCUCAUGAAUAUGGCAGGAGAUCGUAUUCCACCCAACAAAUUGGAAUCUCCGUCUGAUGACUUCACUUGCCUCAGGAAAGAUGGUCUGAUUCACAAACCUGACAGUAAUGCACUUGUAGGAGGAAGUGUAAACUGCAAUCUUUUGAUCGAUGGCCCCAAAGUCACAGCAGUGGCUACUCUGGGAGCUGUGCCAAAUACACUGCAAAUAACUCCUGCUAUGGCACAGGGAAUCAAUGCUGAUAUAAAACAUCAAUUAAUGAAGGAAGUUCGAAAGUUUGGACGGAAGUAUGAAAGAAUUUUCAUUUUGCUUGAAGAAGUGCAAGGACCUCUGGAAGUCAAAAAACAAUUUGUUGAGUUUACCAUCAAGGAAGCAGCAAGGUUUAAAAGACGAGUCUUAAUUCAGUACCUUGAAAAGGUACUAGAAAAAAUAAAUUCUUACCACUUUCUCAACAAAGUUAACCACAUCAACAACAGAUCAUCAUGUUAUCACAAAGAUCAAUGA